AUGAUGAUCAAAGUGGUUUGUUCGGCAGGAACCGCACGAGCACUCGAGGAAGAGUUGUCUGUAGACAUACUUUGCCUGGCAAUAACGAAUGAGCGUAAUCUAUUUCCUGACACUGCAUCCAACGCUUUGUUGGUUUGGGAUUCUGUUUUGGACUCACUACUACGUGAAAAUCCUAGUACUUUCGCUCAUAGUGACGUUGACAUUUGUAUGGUUUGUACAACUAUGUCGAAGUACGUACAAGUUGUCAAGUCCAAUGGAGGGCUAGAUAUUGAAUACGAGAAAGUAUUCACACUGAGUGCAUCGAUGCAUUCUACGGUAGCGGCUACAAUAUUCGGAUUGCUCACUUUUCUCGCGACACUUAUUAUCGUUAUUAAACUCUUAUAUUCAAACCUUCAACGUCUAUGA
Molecule: messenger RNA, 405 nt
Organism: Ostertagia ostertagi
Lineage: Eukaryota; Metazoa; Nematoda; Chromadorea; Rhabditida; Trichostrongylidae
Source: the annotation of a GenBank genome assembly